This is a messenger RNA of Gossypium raimondii (Peruvian cotton), 900 nucleotides long. Its product is annotated as 21 kDa protein. Lineage: Eukaryota; Viridiplantae; Streptophyta; Magnoliopsida; Malvales; Malvaceae. Bases 49 to 669 code for a protein of 206 amino acids. The record is from RefSeq and is a predicted model, not a curated record. Gene Ontology annotation, biological process: negative regulation of catalytic activity. Gene Ontology annotation, molecular function: enzyme inhibitor activity. The transcript has a single exon.
CAUUUCAUCAACAUCAAUUCUCAGUUUUAUCUCGUCUUGUUCAAAGACAUGGCAAGAUUAGGCUUUUUCGUACUAGUUUUCUCCUUCGUGUUUUACUUGGCUGGCAUAGCUGCAUCUGCUUCUACGACAGCUUUAACCCCAAGGGAGUACAUCGUUGCAUCCUGCAAAGCCACAAGGUAUCCUGCGUUAUGCGUUGAAUACCUGUCAGGUUAUGCCAACGCGAUUCGAAAAAAUGAGCAACACCUGGCUCAAACUGCCUUAUCAGUCAGCCUAUCCGGGGCUCAAUCAGCUGCAGCUUAUGUUGCCAAGAUGACUCAUGUGAGGGGCAUCAAGCCUAGAGAGCGUCAAGCAGUGAAAGACUGUAUAGAGAACAUGGGUGAUACAGUGGACCGACUUAGCCAAUCAGUGAAGGAGCUCAGCCAUAUGGGACGAGCUGGAGGUGAGGGUUUCAUGUUGCACAUGAGCAACGUGCAGACAUGGGUCAGCGCUGCACUUACCGAUGAGAAUACUUGCCUUGAUGGCUUCGCAGGCAGAGUCAUGGAUGGAAACGUCAAAGUUGCAGUGAGGCGCAGGGUUGUCCAUGUCGCUCAAGUUACUAGCAAUGCUCUUGCAUUAGUGAAUCGCUAUGCUGCAAGACACCGAGCUGCUAUAUCUACUGAGAAGCCUUAGUUUCAACCUUAAAAAAAUCUCCGGUUUAUGUAAAAAAACUGCUCUGUUUUCCAAAAGUAAGGGUUAUACCUGUCAGGGUUUUGUCUAAAAGGAUCUAGGGCCUGCUUGAAUUACAUGUAACUAUAUCAUAUAAUGAAUCCAAGUGUGUGCUAAUGAGACCUCCUUGCCUUGUAUGAUAGUGAAGUAAUUAAGUAUAAUGGAAUAAUAUGCUACUUCUGGUUCAGCAACCAA